AUGGCCCAGCCCCCGCCAGUAUCACCUCGAGCCGAAGAGCUCACCCCUCGCCAGCUCGCCGACGCGUGGAAGAAGCAGGGCGGCUUCGACCGCCUCCGCAAGCAGCUCCUCGGCGACUUCCUCCAGAGCCCCGAGAAGGACGCCCUCGUCGCCGAACUCGACGCGCUCCUCCCCACCCUCCUCUCGACCACGCCGUCCCUCGCCCGCACACCGCGCCAAACCCGCGUCGCCGAGACUGCGUCCCUCCUCGACAAGCGUGGCGCGCUGAACGCGCCCGUCCUGCGCCUCGAGAACCGUCUGCAGAGCGGCAAGGGCGUCGGCAAGACGGUCGAGCGGGAGCUCAAGCGCGCCAUGUGCGACGCAAAGGGCUUGCCGUACGUCGAGGACCCGGCAGAUCUGCUCGCCGAGAAGGAGGAGGUCGCCAAGAUCGAGCCGUCACCGGUGCGAGUUGAGCCCGAGCGCCCCUCGGGACCGAGAGACGAGGCGACACCAGCCAUCCCUAGACCAACACCUUCUGUGGACGUCGGCCACGAGUUCGCCAUGCCCUCUUCCGCGCCAACACACGCCAUCCACCCCUCGCCCGGACCGCUCGCGCCCGCGUCCUCGUCGUCCUCCACCCCCGCCGCCGCCGCCGUCGCACUUCCGCCAAGCUCUGCGCCCGCCGACGCGCCUCUCGCACAUCCUGUCGCUGCCGAGCGCACGCUGGAUGCGCCCAGCUCGCAGCAGCACGGCCUCGCGGGCCGAGCCGGGCACGAGGAGCGGCCGCCGUCGCUCUUCGUCGUGAGGAGCUCCGACGGCGCUCAGUUCGGGCUCGUGCCGGAUGACUUCGCCAACAUCUCGACCCUCGACGAGCUCCGGUUCAACCUCCUGUCGCCCCUCCUCUCGAUCCCGCCCGACUGCCUCAUCCUCAUGAACGAGGAGGGCUCGCCGCUCAACCGCGACGAGGCCGUCGCGCACCUCGCCCUCCUCGCGAGCGCCGCCAUCACGCCCACCACCUCGGCCGUUCUCGCCGCCGCACCGGCGCCCGCGCCGGGCCAGGGCAGCACGGCCGCGCUCGCGCGCAGCGUCGGGCGGCGAGGCGGCGAACGGCGCAUCUACGUGUUCGACCGCGAGCACCUCGACGCCGACCCGGACGAGGUGGCGAGCGCGCUCGCCAUCUCGGAGGAGCAGGUCCUCACCGAGCCGCCGCUUACCCCCGAGGACCCCCUCACGUCGCACCUCUCGCUCUCGCACCACAACCUCGCGACCCUGCGCGCCCUCAUCUCGUCCAUCCAGCUGCAGCACGCCUCUCUCGCCCUCGCCCUCUCAAACCUCCACCGCGUCAACACGGGCACGGCGUCGUCGUUCGCGCUCUUCCUCGAGGGCGCGCAGCCGACGCUCGAGCGGUACGAGGCCCUCCUCGGCGGGUGGGAGGCGGCCAUGGACGCCGUCGGCAAGGUCGGCGUCGUCGCGGGCUUGCUCAUGAGGGGCACGGGCGCGGCCGGCGCGAGCGUGACGAGUGCGGGGCAAGGACCGGGGCAGGGGCAGGGGCACGUGCGCGACGGCAGCUCGGGCAGCGCGGUCGCGGUUCGCGGCGGUGGUGGCGGGGCGGCAGGAGGGGAGGAAAAGCAGCGCGUGCUCGGCGACUACGUCUCGAGGGACAAGAUGCUCGCUGUGCGCGACGGGUGCGCAAAGGUGCUUGCUGAGCUCAAGAUGCGCGCCGAGAGCCUGCAGGCGACCCUGGACGAGGUGGUGGGUGCGACCCAGGCGGUCCAGGGCGAUCUCGAGGCGACAAGCGUCGACCUGCAAGAUCUCGAGGCGUGCGCUCACGACGCCGAGCAGGGUCACGUCCGCAUCGAGGAGCUCGUGCAGGCGGGAGAGCAUAUGACCGACCCGGUCCUCCUCUCGCAGUGCUUCGAGGAGCUCACCGUCUGCGACGCCGAGCACCGCGACCGCAUCCGCUUCCUCGUCGAGCGCAAGAACGCCAUGACCCGGUACCUGCUGCAGGAGAUGCAGAAGAUCUCGACCCUGCAGAGCGACAUCGCGACGAUGCCUGCCGAGCUCGGCGCCCUCGAUCACGACCUUCGAACCCGUACCGACAACUUCAAGCACCUCGCUCGUCUCGAGGACCUCAUCCCGGCGUACGUCGCGACCGUCGCCGAGGUCGUGCGCAGGCGAGAAUACGCCCGUCUUCUCGCCGACCAGUCGAGCACCCUGUCGACGACUUUCGCGCCCUUGUUCGACGCCGAGCGCUCUCGCCGCCAGCAGUACCGGCACGACUUCUCGGGCAAGCUGCCGUGGGAGGUGCGAGGGCUCAACGCCAAGACGGGCGACAUCGUGCCCGAGAUGGCGCUCGAUGUGCUCGACCGCGAGCAGGGCCUGCCAGAGCUCGGAAGGGAGACGCUCGACUCGCUCCAGCAGUCGUUCCAGGCGCUCGACGACGCCCUUGGCGACAGCGCCAAGCCCGACCAUCCGCUCCGCAAAGCGCUCGUCCUGCUCAAGUCGCUCGUCUCGGCCAUCGACGACCUCGGCGCCGACUUUGCGCACCUGUCGCUCGACGCACCUCCACCUCGGCCGCCAGCCGUCGAUCCCGCCCGCCUCGUCGAGCUCGAGACGCACGUCCGCGAGCUCGAAGAAGGCAAGGACGCCCUCGAGCGCCAGCUUCAGGCCGAGCGCUCGGCCCGCGAGGAGGAGAUCGCCCAGCUCGAGUCGCGCGCGUCGGCCGCCGAGAGCACGGCGUCGCAGGCCAGUACCGCACGUGCCCAGCUCGAGCGCGAGCGCGACGACGCCGAGGCGGCGCGCGCAGACGCCGCAGCUGCGCUCGUCACCGCCGAGGAGCGGCUCGCCGACGAGGCGGACCGACGCGACGCGGCCGAGCGCGAGGUGGCGAGCGCGAGGGCGGCCGAGCAGGAGCUCAAGAAGCAGUGGAGUGCGCUCGACGUGUCGCACACGCGGGUGCAGGGCGAGCUCGGUACGGCGCGCGUCGAGCUCGACCGCGUCCAGGCCGAGCUGGGCGAGCAGAGCGCGGUCGUCCGAGCGGCGCAUGAGUCGCAGCGCGAGCUCACGCUCGUCGUCGCCCAGAAGGACAAGCUCCUGCGGGACCAGCGCUCCGAGGCCGACCUCGACCGCGCCGUGCUCGAGAAGGAGGCCGACGAGCUGCGCAAGCGCCUCGCCGCUCGCGACAAGGACGUCGAGCUGGCGCAGGCCCGCACGAGGACGGUCGAGGACGUCGUCGAGGGCUUGCGCGAGCAGGUCGCGAGGUGGGAGAAGGUGGCCUUGGCCAAGGAGGAGGACGUCGACGCGGUCAAGCGCGAGAUCGAGGACGCGCGGCGCGACAAGGAGAAGGGCAUCGUCGACAUCCAGAAGGAGCUCGUGCGCAUGACGAGGCUUGCGCGCGAGGCCGUCACCAUCGCCGGCAAGAUGCGCGACGAGAACAACAACAUCGCCGUCGUCCUCAACACGCCGCCGCCGAGCAAGGGCGACGCCUCGGCCGCCGAGCUCGACAAGGCCGUCCAGAUCUCUACGCCGCCGCCGUUGCAACAGAACGAGACCGUGUCGUCGCCUGCGCCGCUCGACUACGCCUCGGGCGACCUCGACGAGCUCGUCGACGAGCUCCGGGCGUACAGCCACGACUCGCUCACCGACGCCGUCAAGAACAAGGUCGACAGCCUCACGAGCGUCACCAAGAAGUGGGUCAAGGAGGCAAAGGGUUACCGCGAGCGCGCGCACCGAGCGGCGAGCGGCGCCAACGACAAGAUCGCGUUCCGCAACUUCGCCAAGGGCGACCUCGCGCUAUUCCUGCCGACGCGCAACUCGGCCAUUCCCGUGUGGGCCGCGUUCAACGUCAGCUUCCCGCACCACUUCCUGAGCGCGACGGGCGUCGUCGCCGAGCAGAUGAAGACGCGCGAGUGGAUCGUCGCCCGCAUCACGUCGCUCACCGAGAAGGUCGUCGACGCCAAGGACCCGUCCACCAACCCGUACCUGCUCGCGGCCGGGACCAAGUACUUCACGCUCGAGGUCGAGCCGUGGAGCAGCAAGGACAGCUCGAGGGCGCGCCGCAGCUCGACCGCCGAGAAGAGCCGGAGCAGCAGCGACAAGAAGCCGAGCUCGCGCGACAAGGAGCAAGAUGCGCGCUCGUUCCGCAUGUCCGACUCGGCCGUACCGACAGCACGUUCCUUGAGCGCCGGCGAGUCGGUCGUCAUGGUCGACCGCCCGACUCAGGUGUCGCCCGCCUCGAUGCCCAAGCUCCGGCGCAGCGCGUCCGAGGGCGGCGCGCUCCCGCCCAACGCGACCGCGCUCGCCAAGAGCGAGUUUACCAUCGCCGAGGCCGACGAGGACGAGCCGACUGUGGCGCGCACGCCGUCGCCGCAGACGUUCCGGCAGUCGGUCCCGAGGUCGGCCGACCGGUACGACCUGUCGCGCUCGUCGCCCUCCGGUAUCGCGCGCGCCCUCGCCCUGUCGAACCCGUCCACGCCGACGGCGCUGCACCGGUCGGACCCUUUCACGCCCUCGCCGCCGCUGUCGACCAACCCGUUCGCCUCGACCUCCUCGCCUGUCCCCGAGUCGCCCUUGCGCAGCAGGCCGACCCCUCCUACGACCGACUACGACCCGUCACACCUUUCGACCGGCGCGGCGCCCGCCUUCCUGCCCUCGAGUGGACGCAAGACGUACUCGACCGGCGGCAGCAGCGCGCACGGGAGCGCGACCGAGCACAGCCCGCGCUACGUCCGCUCGCCACCGCGCGCAACUGCCGUACCGGCCAGCUCCUCUCGAGCUCCGCCGGUGCCGUCGACCGAGCUCCUGAGCGCGUCACCGCCGUCGACCUCGGCGUCGUCCGUCAACGUCCUGUCGCACCCUCGCUCGGCCAGCUCGGGCAGCAGCAUCCUCUCGUCGUCGCUGCAUCGUCGUGCGGCGUCGUCCACCUUCAGCCCUCUCGGCGCAAGCACGAGUCCGCCACCGCCGCUGCCGAGCGUCAAGGCGCCGUCGACGGCCGAGGCCCAGCUCACCGGCUCGCGCUGGAACCUGUUGCAGGAGGACCUCGCGCGCAGCAGCGCACCCUCGCCGGCCCCGACUACCGCCUCGAUGACGCUUGGUCGCAAGACGACCAAGGGCUGGCCCUCGGCCACGGCAACCGCGAGCGGGUCGUCGCCUUCGUCCUCGUCGCCGUCGCAAGGCUACGGCACGCCGCGCUCGCACGGCGAGCGCGCCCUCAGCACUUCGGCCGCGUCGUCGGCGUCCAUCUUCGACGUCCUGCGAGGUCGUCGGGCGAGCACGUCGCAGCCGCAGCGCAAGGACGUCGGCGCCGUGUCGGGCGCCGAAGGCGAGAUGCGCAAGCUUCUCGGGCAGCCUCCUUUCUGAGCGGCGCCUCCCAUCCCUUCCUCUCCUCCAUGUAGACUAGCCCUCUGUUUGUCGUACCCUUUCUGCCCAACCCUCUGCAAGUCUCCCUGUCGCUGUC
Molecule: messenger RNA, 5434 nt
Organism: Rhodotorula graminis WP1
Lineage: Eukaryota; Fungi; Basidiomycota; Microbotryomycetes; Sporidiobolales; Sporidiobolaceae
Exons: 15
Coding region: 1-5337 (1778 amino acids)
Biological process (GO): autophagosome assembly; reticulophagy; autophagy of peroxisome
Cellular component (GO): extrinsic component of membrane; Atg1/ULK1 kinase complex; phagophore assembly site membrane
Molecular function (GO): protein kinase binding; molecular adaptor activity
Source: RefSeq, a predicted model, not a curated record